UGCAGAUGCUCUAAGCUUUUACCCAAAACUUAUCUUUACUUUCUCGCGGUUUCUCUUAACCGAAAGUCUGUGUUUACCAAAAAGAACCUCAUCAAGAAAGGUAAAAGAAACAUGAAAACUAACGAUCAUAUUCCCUCGAGCUUAGUCUUCAUAUUUUCACUUCUUUACUUCCCCUACUUAGCCAUAUCCGAAACGCCGUGUCCGUACCCGUGUUAUCCGCCGCCCAUUGGCGGUGGUUCCACCACGAAUCAACCACCACCAUAUCCUCCUCCAGCUGAAAAUUUACCAAAUUACCCUUCACCACCGUACGUUGGUGAAGGCGGAGGCGGUGAUAGCAGUAUCUAUGGUCCUCCACCGCCGGAUGCUAUCUUGCCUUACUUCCCCUACUACUUUAGAAAACCUCCUCACCAGACGGAUCAAACGUCCUCGUCUCCACUUGUAGCGGUUUCAGGAAAAUUGACGGUGAGGAUCAUAGCCAUUGGAAAUCUUGUGGUAUCUGGAGUUCUCUGUAAUAUUUGGUAAUCAAGUUAAUUACUAAGUAACUAUUGUGGAAACCUUUAUAUGUUUAUAAAAAUAUAUUGUAAUAUA
Messenger RNA from Raphanus sativus (radish), 588 nucleotides. RefSeq lists its product as uncharacterized. The transcript has a single exon. The record is from RefSeq and is a predicted model, not a curated record. NCBI's taxonomy places the organism in Eukaryota, Viridiplantae, Streptophyta, Magnoliopsida, Brassicales, Brassicaceae. The coding region runs from base 112 to 522 and encodes 136 amino acids.